Messenger RNA from Trichoplusia ni (cabbage looper), 1215 nucleotides. RefSeq lists its product as uncharacterized. The record is from RefSeq and is a predicted model, not a curated record. Bases 50 to 811 code for a protein of 253 amino acids. The transcript has a single exon. NCBI's taxonomy places the organism in Eukaryota, Metazoa, Arthropoda, Insecta, Lepidoptera, Noctuidae.
UGAUCGAGCUGAAGUCAUUACCUGUUUGUUUCUUACUCGGAGCAGUAACAUGAAUUUUAACGGCAAAGUGGUCAUUGUAACCGGCAGCAGCUCCGGUAUUGGAGCAGCCAUAGCGAUCAAGUUUGCUGAACAAGGUGCCAAGGUGGCUAUCGUGGGCCGAAAUGAAAAUAAAUUGAAGGAUGUCGCUAAGAAGUGCAACAAUCCUUUAAUUAUAGUUGCUGAUGUCACGAAAGACGAUGGUGUCAAGAAGAUUAUCAAUGAAACUGUAAAACGAUUUGGAAAAAUUGACGUACUCAUUAACAAUGCCGGAAUGGGUUGGUUUACAAGUAUUAAAGAAGAGAAUGCUUUAGAAGCCUACAAUGCAGUAAUGGCGACGAACCUGCACGCAGUUGUUCACCUCACACAUCUCGCUGUACCUCAUAUCAUUAAAACAAAAGGAAACAUUGUUAACAUUUCAAGCAUUGCAGGGAUUAGUGUUUCUUUCAAGGGUGGUUUUCCAUACCACAUGUCGAAGGCCGCUUUAGAUCAUUUCACAAGGUCUAUAGCGUCUGAACUUGCAUCAAGUGGUGUUCGUGUCAAUUCCGUCAAUCCUGGACCUGUAAAAACUGAUAUAAUAGAAAAUAUGGGAACAACAAAACAAGAAGAAGAAGCAACUUGGGAUUUGAUGAAGAAAAUGACAGCAUUGAAACGUAUUUCUGACGGAGAAGAAAUAGCUGAUUUGGUUUCAUUUUUGGCGAGUGACUUAGCUAGAGGAAUUACUGGUUCCAUAUUUGUUAGUGAUAAUGGAGCACUGGUAAACUCUAACUUUUAAAUUCUGACUAUAAUUUUUGUAUUAUUUAUAAUCAAAUGAUGCUACUGCAACUAACGUAUAUUUAUCGGGAUAUCCCGACAGGUAUCUGACCCAACCUUUAAACCGUUGCAUCGUGUUUUUUUUUCACUUCUGUUUGAUAUUUGCAUGUUUUGUUACAUCGAUCUUUUUUGUUAUCUGUCCAGACUUAGCUUCCUCUAAACCUUGAUCACUAAUUUGACUUACCUUUUCUUAUUUCAUUAUUGUUGGAUAUAGUACAUGUAUUUUUAUAUAUUCCUAACAAAAUGCUAAUGUUAUCUUGUCAAGUUUGUAUGUUCUUAUUUAAAAGUUAUAAUACAGAGUGUCUUGUCGUUAAUCUUUAUUUGUUGUUAAAUAAAUGCCUGAAUAAAACCUACUUCUAAAAAAGG